Messenger RNA from Acanthaster planci (crown-of-thorns starfish), 896 nucleotides. RefSeq lists its product as uncharacterized. The record is from RefSeq and is a predicted model, not a curated record. NCBI's taxonomy places the organism in Eukaryota, Metazoa, Echinodermata, Asteroidea, Valvatida, Acanthasteridae.
AUGUACAAGUUGUGCCAGAGCACUGGGAAUGCUGCCGGGUACUGCUACAACUACAAAAUCUACACAGGCCAAAGGAAGGGAGACCUCCCAGCAACUACACAAGUGGUGAUGGACCUGAAGGUCAAUGUUGUCAGCACCGUCAUGGCCAACAAAAAAGGCAUGCCAAAAGACCUGCAGUCCUUCAAGCUGAAGCGGGGCAAAACAGCGUUCCAGUCGGUCGACCUGGACAUCAUCGGUUCUCUCCUGGCCAUGGUGAAGCGAGACAAGCGCAACAUCCAUAUGCUCUCCACCACGGCAGACAUCCGUGGCUCCGGCAAGCUAGAUAGGACGGAGGAGGAAAAGCAGAAACUGACCUGCGUCAUCGAAUACAACACCCUGAUGGGGGGGCGUUGACAAGAGUGACCAACUAGCAGCAAAUCAUCGAGCUACUCGUAAGUCCCUCAAGUGGUACAAGAAGCUCUUCUUCUACCUGCUCGACGCUGGGGAACAGCUACGCCAUGUACCUGGCUGUUGGUCACUGCCUCUCUUUCCUCGACCACCGCUUAAGUCUUGUCCCCGAGCUGCUGUUUGACCAGCCCUUGCCCAAGUACCGCCCCCAGCACGAUACUCCACCAGUCACCAACUCCCGCUUCGUCGGCCGACACUUUCCCGUGGACUUUGAGAGGACCAGCUCUGGCGACUUCCACUACCGGCGGUGUGUCCUCUGUGCUUCCUGUGGUCAGCGAAAGAAGACACACUUUGCGACACAUGCCACCAGCCCCUCUGCAUCACCCCCUGCUUCAAGGAGUACCAUACUGUCCACUAAUUGACACUUUCAACAAAUAAUGUCCAUGAAAAUGUCCAUAAAAGUAUUUAUGGACAUUUUCAUGAACAUUAUUUUUUGUGUUUUCAUGACU